This is a messenger RNA of Uloborus diversus, 3717 nucleotides long. Its product is annotated as embryonic polarity protein dorsal-like. Gene Ontology annotation, biological process: regulation of DNA-templated transcription; innate immune response; response to cytokine. Gene Ontology annotation, molecular function: DNA binding; DNA-binding transcription factor activity. The record is from RefSeq and is a predicted model, not a curated record. Gene Ontology annotation, cellular component: cytoplasm. Lineage: Eukaryota; Metazoa; Arthropoda; Arachnida; Araneae; Uloboridae. The coding region runs from base 46 to 1542 and encodes 498 amino acids. The transcript is spliced from 10 exons.
CUGGAAUUCUCUUGAUUUGUAGAUGAGGUGAUCCAGUCUCAGUUAAUGGAUCAAAGUUCACAACCUGGCAUGCCCAGUAUACCUGUGCUUACUCACAAACCCUAUGUUCGCAUUCUGGAACAGCCAGCUUCACGAAGUCUCAGGUUCCGCUAUGAGUGUGAAAUCGAGGGAAGGUCAGCUGGUAGCAUUGUUGGGGCUAGUAACACUCCAGAAAACAGAACUUAUCCAACCAUUCAGGUGAUGAAUUAUACUGGUCAAUAUGCAGUAGUAGUAUCAUGUGUAGCUAAAGAUGGCCCACCGUACAGGCCUCAUCCGCAUAAUUUGGUUGGAAGAGAAGGGUGUAAAAGAGGUGUUUGUACAUUAUUAGUAAAUAAUCCUGACAUGACUUGUAGCUUUACCAGUUUAGGUAUACAGUGUGUGAAAAAAAGAGAUAUUGACAAAUCAUUAAAAGUACGAGAAGCUCACAAAUUAGAUCCCUUUGGAACGGGUUUUAAUCAUCCAGGCAGCAUAGAUCUGAAUGUUGUUAGAUUGUGUUUCCAAGUGUUCAUACGGGGCUCAGAUAAUGCAUUUUCUUUUCCUUUACCACCUGUUGUUUCUGAUCCUAUUUAUGACAAAAAAGCAAUGUCUGACCUGACAAUCAUUAGAUUAAGUCAUUAUUCGGCACCAGUCACUGGUGGUACAGAAGUCAUCCUUUUAUGUGAUAGAGUUGCUAAAGAUGAUAUUCAAGUUUGGUUUUAUGAGGAACAAAGCUCUCAAAUUUUGUGGGAAAGCCAAGCAGAGUUUCAACCUAGUGAUGUUCAUAAGCAAGUGGCGAUAACGUUUCGGACUCCUCGUUAUCAUAAUGAAAAUGUACAACAACCUGUUCCUGUCUUUGUAGAACUUAGAAAACCUAGUGAAAAUAAACGUGGUGAGCCACGACCUUUUCAGUAUUUGCCAAUGGAAAGAGAUCCCGAAGGUCUAGCUCGAAAGAAGCUAAAAGUUGAAGAGAGAAUUGAUCUAGAAAGAUAUUUUCAAGGAAAUAUGCUGCCUGGAGGUCUUCAACAAGAACAUCCAUUACCUCCUAUUGGUGUGCCAAGGACAUCCAGACAAGCUACUCGACAAGCAAGGGUAAAAGCUGAACCCACUGGUCAAAAUGUUCUUUGUUCUGGAGCUGAGGCUCUCUUUGCUCAGAUGGGUGCAUCCUUCUCACCACCAGAAUAUUCAGCUUCUACAAUGCUAAAUUCUAUGCCGAUUCCUAUUGGUGUCCCCUCACCAUCAUCUCAUCUCAACCCAGCCCAUUCUCCCGGUCUAGCCACGUCACCAGGCGCAGUCAGCCAAGCUUCGCUAACACCUCCUAUGACUGCAAUGCCUUCUCCCGCCAUGCAUGAACAUUAUACACUUGGAAAAGAGGAAGCAGCAAUAGAAGAAGAUGCGAUUGCGGAAAAGAUGGACAGUAUGGGAUUAACUGACUUGAAUUUAUCAGCUAGCAUUUUUGACAGUGGUCCUAGUUUUGCAGAUAUCAAUUACCAGGACGAAGCUGUUGUAACUAAUCAACAACAGUAAUGGAAAUCGACUAAAACAAGAGUAGUUUUUUUAAUAAUGUUUGAAAUGAAUAUAUUGGUAUUAACCUUUUACACAUUUUGAAUAGAGUUUUUAUCUGUUAUUAUUAAAAUAGUCUUUAUUGUUUUCAUUCUCAAGUUUAUGAAUGUGAGAAUAUGAAAAAAAUGAAGAAAUACAAUACUUAAUUUUUAAAUUAUUUAUUGCUACAUUUUGGAAUAAUUAUCUUUGUAUGUGAGCUAUGUAAAUUAUCAUCUUUUUUAUGUCACUUUCAAUGGGUAAAUAUUAUGCGUCAUUUAGUUUUGUACUUAAAUUACAUACAUUUUAUUGCGUUCACACCUUUAUUCUUUUCAUUAAAGUCACGAUAUUACAUACAAUUAAUUGGGUUCAUAAACAUUGUUUCAUCUUAAUUCUGAAAAGUAUUUUAUCAAAUAAUGAUAUCAUGCUUGAUUUAUGCUUUUUUUUUUUUUUGCGAUUCAUGUUGGCAUUCUUUAUGUACAAUAUUCAUGAAACUGUGUGAAGUUUUAUCUCUAUUUUCUUUUUGUAUUUGUUUCAAUAACAUAUUGAAUGCCAUGAUUUUGAGUAAUUUGUGUUUUGGCUUGGGGAGAGAAAGAAAAAAGAUAAAUGUUGGUGAUGUUAUGGUUUAAGAGAUCUGAAAUCAAAAAAGCACAAAAUCAAAUUUGUGUGUCAAUGUUUGUUCAUAACUUUUUUAUAAAUUCAUUUUUUUUUUAAUAACAGAUCCACAUACUUGUUCAAUGUUCCAAUUUCGUAGAGUGACCUUUAGGUGCCAACCUACUUUUCGAGAAAAUAGCCCUUUCAAGAAAUUUUGCUUGUAAAUACAGAAAUCCCUUGUUUUAUUGCACUUUCCGGGAGAUGACAAAAAAAAAGUGUGAUGUAGCAGAGGUGAUUGAAAAUAAUAAUUUAAAUAACAUUCAAGUAACUAAUAUGUACAUAUACAAUAAAAUAAGGUACAGUUAAACUCUGUUAAUACGAAAUGCCAAAAAUUCACGAUUUUGUUCGCAUUAAGUGUUAUUCGUAACAACCGUGAAUAAGGAAAAUGGGGGGAAAAUAAAAAAUGCAUAUGUAAGUUCAAAACAGAAUUGCUUUGUAACUCAUUUACAAUGUCUAUCUUUUCACAAAUUGAUUUAUAGUGUUUUCCUUUUUAAGCUCGCCGUCUUUAGCCUUUAAUGGGCUACCAAAUAAAGCAGCAUUCAGUUUAUCAGAAACGUCAGACUGCCAGGCAGGAUAGAUACUACGGAAUUUUUUCUUGCACAAACCAGAAAACGCUAAGCUUAUUUAGAGCAUGAAAUAACGUGCUUUAUCGAUACUCUAGGAGGGACUAAAUAGAAGUGUCGGAAAUAGUGGGACAGUAAUUUUUAUUGUGUAAAAUUGCUUUAGCGACAACUGAAGUACCAAUGCGAAGAAAUGUGAUAAUGAUGGACCCAGGUGGUAAUUCCCAAAUGAACGGUUGACUAUGAACUAAGACUGUUUUAUCCCCUAGCUUAUUGACCUGUCCAAAAAUAUAUAAGUUUAAUGAGCUUUAUAUCUAUAACUCUUUCUGAAUAGCAGAGACCUUGGCAGUCACCCACUUUGAGCUAUUGUGGGUGUGGCGACUUCCCACAAUAGCUAAUGCAGCCAAGAAUAUUCAACUCCCUAGAGAGCUAAUAAGUAUGAACUUGGAGUGUGUGUUCUAAGAAAAGGCAGGCGAUAUAAAGGACAGUUGGGGGAUAAUGCCUGCGUUGACAACAGUUUCAUUUAAAAUUUUUGGUGCCAACUGGGACAUUUUUCCCGGAAGAGGUCAGAAGUUUUGUUCGUCUUAACCGAAAAUUUCAUUUUGAUCUACGUAAUAUACAUGACAUCUUUAAUGUAAGUAAAUAGCAAACUAAACUAAAUUAACAAAGUUCUCGUUUUAGCCGUGAUUUUGUAUUAUCCGUGGUCGUAUUAACAGAGAUCAACUGUAUUUCUUAUAGUAAGACAAAAUUAUCUUACCAAUUGCUUUCUCUUUUAGAUAAACAAGAAGUUCUGUCUAGAACUAUACGAGCCUACUUUCCCGUAUACUCAUACUACUUUCUAGUACCUGAUCAAUAUUCUCAAAAAUAGCUAAAGUCGCAAAUUGUUUCAAACAUAUUUUUUUAAUAUUUUAAGCUAAUUUCUAGGAAUAAAAUAUUCCUCACUCGUCUA